UGUGUUUUUUAAUUUCAAUAAAAAUAUGAAAAAUACACACAACUGUGUGUAAUUUUAAAUUAAACUUUACUUAUUUUAUCAUGACUUCCAAAAUUGUAGUAUUAGAAAAGUGAAAAGUAUUCUGAAACAGUAUUGUUUAUAAGUAUGAAUUGGUGCAAAUGUUUAUCAUGCAUUAAUCCAGAAGUUGAAGAUGUUACUACCCUCGAUUUUAGUUGUAGCACCCUAAAAGAAGUUCCUGCUUUAGUUUUUAACUUCGAACGAACUUUGCAACAUCUCUAUCUUGAUUGUAACAAGAUUGUGGAACUACCUAGAACACUGUUUCAAUGUGAAGAAAUCCGUUAUCUAGUAUUAUGUGAUAAUGAAGUGGAAACUAUACCUCCUCUCAUAGAAAAAUUGACAAAUUUAGAAGUCUUAAUGUUAAACAGAAACUGUUUAGUUUAUGAAAGCAUACCAGCUAAUAUUCACCGCUGCCAUCGCUUAAAAGUAUUACAUUUAAGCUCGAACAAUCUAACAAAAGUGCCUAAUUCUGUAACAAGAUUAGUCUGUUUAAAGGAGUUAUACCUUAAUAAUUGUGAUAUUGAAUUUUUACCAGCGAAUUUUGGACGUUUAAACAAUUUACACAUAUUAGAAUUAAGGGAAAAUCAUCUUUCAUCGUUACCAAAGUCAUUAAAGCAAUUAUCCGACUUGCGACGGUUAGAUAUCAGCAGCAAUGUGUUUCGGCACUUUCCUGAUAUCAUCGGUACCAUGCCUAAUUUAACCGAGCUUUGGUUGAAUGAUAAUUUUAUUUGUGAAGUGCCGGAAAGUAUAGGUAAUCUUCUAAAACUGGUACAUUUUGAUAUAUCGUGUAAUAGGCUGGAAUCGCUUUCUAAUAGCAUUGGACUGUGUUCAAAUAUGACACUUUUAUUAUUGUCCAUGAAUGAUUUAAAAGAGCUUCCGAACGAUAUCGGAAAGUUAGUUACGUUACAUACACUAAAAAUAGAUCACAAUCUACUGGAAAGUUUACCCGAAAGUAUAGGAUGUUUACAUAACCUGGAAGAGUUAGAUGUGCAGUUCAAUCAUUUAAAAUCGUUUCCUCACUCCAUCGGUAUGUUGCGAAAAUUAAACUCGUUAGUUGCUGCGCAAAACUCCAUAACGUUUCUACCGCCCGAAUUGGGAAGUUGCACCUCUUUAAGCGUUUUGAGUUUACACUACAAUAAUUUAAUGUAUCUACCGGACGAAAUUGGACAUCUACAGAAUUUAACUUCCAUCAGUUUAAUUAACAACAACUUGCGUUAUCUACCAAUUACGAUAUUAAGUUUGCGAAAACUAAAGGCGCUAUGGUUAUCGCACAAUCAAAUUCAACCACUUAUCACUUUGCAAACUGAAGCACUAGAAAAUGGACAAGUAAUUUUAACAUGCGUGUUCCUUCCACAAAUUGAAGUACCUCUCGAAAUUCCAACGCCCAGCACCGUUGCAUCGACCGGUCGAAAGAUUGAGUUUGUGGAACCGGGUGCCAAAACAGAUUUGCCUGUGAAAUUCACUCGUAUCCCUACACCUCACCCGAAAGCUUUCGUGAAAUAUCAACGUACUCUUGGCAACGCUUUAAAACGAAAUUCCGAGACUAUCUCGCACAGUACCAGCACUAAUGCAGUCUAUAUUAAGGAAGCAAAUAUUAUACCCAUGAAAAAUGCCGCCAACGAAAAGACAGACAAUGAGAUACUAACUCAAAGUAGUCAAUGCAGCAUUGAUCAAAAUGUGAGCGAAACUCCCAGCACUCAACUGCGACUAGACAAUAGCAGAGAAUUAAGUGACAGUUUUAGCAAAGAUAUUUCAAUUGACAGUGAUCUCACAACGAACGUAGAAAGUACAGUUGGAAGUUCUUCGCCCACCUACAGUGGAAGCAAGAUUCUCGAUCCCUCGCAGAAUGUAAAACCAAAACAACCACCUCCGUACCACAUCGCUGCAGCGUACUCGAAAGGUGCCCACAUCUUUUUAAAUUCUUCAGAGAAAAAUUGUAAAGAAGCAGAACCAAAGCAUUUCACCCAAGAUCAACCUUUAAACAUUUUAAAUCCUCAGCCCAAACAUGCAAGGUGUCUGCAACAACCACAACACAAACCGACAUGCGUCGAUCAAAUUGACAAUGACAAUAAUGUCGAGUAUCACAUAAUUGAAAGUGUGUUAAAGGUAGCGUCCCAACUGUUGAGAAUCCGCGCCGAUACGCAUCAAUACAAGUGCAUAAUUGAGCACUUUUUGAAAAUAGUAAACGACAAUGACAGUCGAGAAUUGUUGGAAUGUAACCUAUUAGAUCUAAAGGUGCAAGUGUUACAGACAACUGAAUACUUACUUAGUCAAUAUGAUUACUUGUAUUUCCGUAAAAAUCAUAUUCUGCACGCAAUAGAACAUAUAGAAACGCGUCUUGGCAGUCAACUCUCAGAUUCCGUCGUGCAUACUUCACAAGAUAAUUCUGAAACGAACAGAAAAUUGCUGCUGAUGGAUAUUGUGGCAACUCUAUUGGAUUCAAAUUACAUAUCAUACCAACACAAACACCUGCAUAAUGAACUACAGGCGGCGCUGUACGAAUACUGUUCUCACAGUAAUUUCGAAUAUGAUUUGAAUGAUGAUGACACAUCUGUGCUGUCAAAAUUGCAUUUAAUAAAAGUAAUACUCUACCUUCUUUCAUGUAACCUUGUAGAAGAACAAUACCAACAGUUAUUCACUAUAAUCACAGCCCUUCAUAGAAAAUUGACAACACUGCAAGAUCCUCGUAUUAAUGCAGUCUCACCUUCAAGUUGUAUUAAUAGCGACAACAAAAACGCAAAUGACUCCAAGUCAUAUAUGAACUGGGUUUUUGGCGCUCAUCGUAACAGAAAAAUUAUCAAAGUGGAAUUAACGCCGUGCUGUUAUGUUUUGGGCUUUUCAGUUAGCCACACAGUCGAGGGGGUGUUCAUCGAUGACGUAGAUCAAAACGGCAAUGCGUUUCAAAAGUUGUUCACCGGCGACAAAAUACUCAUGCUCGACGAUCGAGAUAUAUCCAAAAUUGAUCCUCAGGAAGCGCUCAAGGCGGUACAGGUUUGGGGACCUGAAACCGAAACGUUCCUUGUUUCGCGUAAUUAAGUGUGUGCUGUAAAAUUAAUUUAUUUCUAAUUUAUGUACAAUUUUGUAUAAAUUUAUAUUAACUUUA
This is a messenger RNA of Photinus pyralis (common eastern firefly), 3160 nucleotides long. RefSeq names its product erbin-like. Gene Ontology annotation, molecular function: protein binding. The coding region runs from base 145 to 3093 and encodes 982 amino acids. NCBI's taxonomy places the organism in Eukaryota, Metazoa, Arthropoda, Insecta, Coleoptera, Lampyridae. The transcript has 8 exons. Gene Ontology annotation, biological process: neurotransmitter receptor transport postsynaptic membrane to endosome; neurotransmitter receptor transport, endosome to postsynaptic membrane. The record is from RefSeq and is a predicted model, not a curated record. Gene Ontology annotation, cellular component: postsynaptic membrane; adherens junction; postsynaptic density.